Messenger RNA from Lotus japonicus, 1186 nucleotides. RefSeq lists its product as uncharacterized. Lineage: Eukaryota; Viridiplantae; Streptophyta; Magnoliopsida; Fabales; Fabaceae. Bases 27 to 725 code for a protein of 232 amino acids. The record is from RefSeq and is a predicted model, not a curated record. The transcript is spliced from 5 exons.
GCCCUAACUUACAGACAGGGGUAUUAAUGGAAAUUCAAGCUGGACCCUUAUCUGGAAAAAAAUCAGUGUUUGAUUUUAAUUUAUUGAUUGAAGGCAGAGAGAGGAAGAAGAGAAGAGAAGAGAAAAACAGGAAAGUAAUGGCGUGCAGGGGCAUGCUUGUGGUGGAACCGUUCCCAAUAUUUCAACGAUUUUGUUUGAAUUUGAAUCCGAAUAAUCACAGAAGAACCUUCAAAUUCAAUCCUCGUCCGUUUCAGUUUCACGGUGCCAAUGGAGGAGGAGCACUCCGUUGCUCUCAUGAUGAAACGCCGUCGUUUCAGGACGAUCAAGGUGGUCCCCCUCAAGAAGCUGUAUUGAAAGCCAUUUCUGAGGUGUCUAAGACGGAAGGGAGGGUUGGUCAAACUACCAACAUGGUUAUUGGUGGCACCGUGACCGAUGAUUCUACUAACGAAUGGCUCGCGUUGGACCAAAAGGUGAACUCAUACCCGACUAAUCGGGGCUUCACUGCGAUAGGAACUGGAGGUGAGGAUUUUGUGCAAGCCAUGGUUGUUGCCGUCGAAUCUGUAAUCCAACAGCCUAUUCCUCAGGGACGUGUUAAGCAGAAAUUAUCAGCAAGGGGCAAAUAUGUGUCCGUAAACAUAGGGCCUAUCCAAGUUGUUUCCAGUGAACAGGUCCAAGCUGUAUAUAAUGCCAUGAGGAGGGAUGACCGGAUGAAAUAUUUUUUGUAGUCUGUUUGUUAGGAUGUGUAUAGGAUGCAUUUUCAAAGGAUAUAUUAACAUGCAGGCUUUCUAGUUGUUAGGCUGAUUUUAAUCUUUGAUCAAUCCAUGAUUGGAUCUCACGUAUUUUAUGAAGAUGUUACUUAGUAUGAUUUGUCUCCAAUCUUAAUAAAUAAUAGGGUUAAAUAACUUUUUGGCUUAAAUGCACAUUUAGUCCCUCACUUGUACCCUUUGUGCAAAAAUUGUCCCUAACAAAAUAAAAAUUGUAGAUGAGUUUAUGGCAGUUAGAUUAUUCCCAAAUCUGCCCCUUCCUGUCAGGUAAAAGAUUCACUGGACUGAGCGGAGGGACAUCAGUGGCUCACCGUGGCCAUGGUCUCUCCCCCAAUUCUGAAAUUUUCAUCCAAACUAUGUAAAUUUUUAAUCUGGCCCCUGUCACAGUGAAUUGUGAGAGGUGGUGAGUGAAUCUUUGGAUA